AAAGAGAAACGCAAAAAUACAAAGUGCAAAAAUGUUUACAAAGAAAUCACAUGCAGAUGUUAAAAAGUCGACAGCAAAGUUGCAGGAUUGCAAAAAGGAUUCGGCCUCCCGCCUACGACAUCUGCGCACAAUAUUAGAUAAUGUAGAUUACGAGGAGUCCAAGUCGCUGUUCGAGACAAACUACAGCCAUGUGUACUUCAUACUCUACGACACCUUCAUCCAGGCCGAGGCGAAUCUCAAGCAGAAAGAACUUCCGUUUCAUAUUGUGCACAAGGCGCAUCGCGAGGAACUGGACGGUUCGCUAUGGCUGCUGGAGAAGAUACUGUGCCUGCUACCCGAGCUGUUGGCACGCCGCUGGCAAUGCCAUUCGCUCAGCCGGAUCAUGGCCAAGCUGCUGCACUUGGGAAACUCCCCAAAGCUGCGCCGCGAGGGUGUCAAAUACUUUCUGCUGUGGUAUCAGACGCUGGGCGAGAAUGCGCCGAGCUAUGUGCACGCCAUGUACGCGGAUCUGAUACCCGGCCUCAUUGUGCCGCAGAAGGGUGUCGUUGGUCCCGACACGGAAUUCAACACCACGGAUUUCCUCUCGCAUCCCAAUAUGAAGGCUGACGGCGGCAUGGCCUCCGUAUUCCAUGACAAUGCCUUCUCGCAUCCCGUGCAGAGUUCUGAAGUUGUGGCCCUGUUGCCGCCAUCAUCCAGCGAAAAGUCAGCGCCGCCAGAUCCCCGCGAUGGACUCGAGGUGCUGCUCAAUAGCAUGGUGCAGACCGCAGCCUGUUUGCGAUGGCGCGAUAAUCGCGCACAGAAGGAUCAUCGAGCGUUUGCGUUUCUGUUGCAACGCUUCAAGGAGGUCUUUCUGCCCGUAUUCUCGCCCAGCUUUGAUGCCAGCCAAUCCAUCUACAAUCCUCGCCUGGAAAUGCCCGUCAUGCGGUCGAUACACAAAAAGGAAGAGGUGAUGGCCUCCUGUGUUGUGGUGCUCAUCAAUUGGGUGUCGCGUUUCACGCACGAACGUUUGCUCAGCCAUCGCUUGGAUUGCGCGCUGCAGAUCGAGGGCGUGGAUCAUCAGCGGCUGCUGGGCUACCAGCAGGGAUUGAUUGUGCGCGACGUGUUUUACGUGAGUCGCGAGAACAUCAACUUUGUGCACGAAGUCUAUCGCCAGGCAUUCCUGUUGAACUUCACAUCGAAGGCCCAAAUCGAAGCAAUACGCACAGCGAUUGCCGUUUACAGAGAUUGGAUGACGGGCAGCACGCCGCCACCAUUUCUACUGGAGCCCAACGAAGAUCAGUCGACGACGACAGUGACAACACCAUCGAGUCACUCGAAUGCUGGCGGCACGCCGCGUAGCCAAAGAUUGCGCACACCCUCGUAUGUGGGUGCCAUGCAGGGCAGCAAGGAGCAGCAGCAGGUUGUGCGGGCCGGCAUGCAGAAUGUGCUGCAGGUGUUCGUCACGAAUGCGGCGAAUGUGUUUCUUGUGAACACAGCCAAUCUUAACAUCUGCUUUCCGACACGCUCACGCGACUAUCGUUCGACACCGCUGCAGGAGCAAACGGAGAUCUGCAAGAAGGUGCUGAACGUGUAUCGCACGAUGGUGAUGAACACGCGCAUGGAGUCGCGCACCUGGGAACAGCUCUUGCUCGUGCUGCUGCAGGUCACGUCCGUUGUGCUGCAUCAGAAUCCGCCGCCCAGCGGCAGCAAGAGCGCCAAUCUGGGCGGCAUUCUCGGCUCGGCGAUAUUCCAAACGCUGAUUGUUACCUGGAUACGAGCGCACACCAAUGUCCCCGUGAAUGUGGUGCUCUGGGAGAAGUUUCUCACCGUGCUGCAAUCGCUGACACAUCGCGAGGAGUUGAUCGUCGAGUGGAACAAAACGAUACAGACGCUAACACGCGUCUUCUCGCGCUACACCUACGGCAUUAACUUGCUCGAUUUGCCGCUGGAUCGUGUGGCAGAGAGUCGCGGCAAACGGCGACGCAUUGGCAGCGUCUGGCAGGGAUCGGGCAGCAACAGUGCCGGCGCCAGCAUCACACCCAGCGUGCAACGCGAACGUGAAAGUCUCGCCGAGUCGAACAGCAGUCGCUCCGAUGAGAACUCGCAGGCGGGCAGCCACAGUCAAGCGCCGUUGCUGCAGUCCGCGAAUCGUACACAUCAUCAACACACACAAUCCCAUGGCGGUGGCACUGGACACGGCUCGCGUCCUGUGCCGCUGACACCGAUGCUGAGUCGCAGCUACAGUGAGGGAAGCCUCGCAUCGGCGGCACGCAAUUCUCGCAUCCGCCGACGCCGUGUGGCUACUGCAGCUGCACCGAAAGCGGAGGCGCCGCUGGAUGUGCGUGCGUGUCUGGAGCACACGCUGAGCACGCAGAGCAAUGCGCAGGAUUUGCGGCGUGCCAUGUCGCUGGACUCGUUGGCACCGGUGCGCAAAAGUCGCCGGCGUCGCGGAUCCCAACAAGGUGUCGACGAUGUGGAUAGCUAUCAGGAUGGCGAGCAGGUGGAGGACAACGAGAGCGGUGCGGGUUCGCGGAGCCCAUCGCCCACGGCCAGCAGCGGCAUUGAAGGCGGUUCCAUUAAGGAUGCGCAGCUGCACAUCGAUGUGCUCGCUGCGGACUCAGGCAGUCUGGAGGAUGGCAAUUCGGGCAGCUUUGGUGCCGGCAGCUAUGGUUCGGAGCGCCGCUCGAUAAUGCUGGGCGGCGCUGCAACGGGUUGGCUGCCCGACUCCACGUCCAUCAUGUGGAAACGCAUGCUGGGCGCGCUCGGGGAUGUGAAUCGCAUACCGAAGUCGGAGCUGCAUGCCCAAGUGUUUAAGCAUCUGCUGGAGAUGACACAGAACCUCAUCAAGAUAAAGCAGAAUCAAGGCAUCUCCACGGACAAUCAAAGCACACCGCCACCGCCCGCCUUGGUGCCGCCAAUUGGCGUUGUGGCACCUUGGUGCUAUGGCGCCCUCUCUUUGGAUCGCAGCUUCAAGAAGGGCAAACUGUGGGCACUGCAGCUGCUCUGCGCUCUGGCGUUGCAAGGUGCCGUGGGCAUGCAACAGUUGCCGCUCUUCUAUCAUGCGUUGCAUCAGCUGCUCACUGGCGAGGAUCGCGAUUUGAUCUAUGCGAUCAUGAAGCAUCUGGAGGGACCGCGUUUACUCAGUUUGCUGCUACCGGGACACACACUGCUACUGCUGGAUUUGGUGCAUGCGAGCGCCAUAUUACUCACCUCGUUGGAGGUCACCAGGAACACGCCACGUGCUGAGGUUGCUGCGCUUUUGGGUUCGCUGCUCUCGUAUCCGCCCACGCUGCUGCCACGCCCGGUGUUGCAGCCUACGGCCCAGCAAUUCGAGCUGAUGGAAUGCCCCGAUCUGCAGGAUCACAUACUCAACAUAAUGCUGCGUUGUGCGCGUCGCGAGCCAUCGGCAAAGGCUCGUUGCAUUGCGCUCUGUCAGCUGGGACAGUGGCUGCUGUUGCGUCUCUCGCAGCCCACGAAGAAUGCAGCGCAGCGUGCGCACUUUCAGCAGGCGGUGCCGCAUCCUAAGGAUGUGCUGCUGCCCAAGGAGACGAAUGCGAAUAGCUUUAAUCCGCGCAUACGUGAAGUGCUGCAAGUGUUGCUCCAGGCGCUGCAAUUCAAGCAUCACACCAUCGCUGUUAUCGCUGUGGAUGCGCUAAAACUGUGCGCGGAGCGUGGUCGUCAACUGGCGGCCAUUGAGCGUGUGCCCCAGUUGAUUAUCACGGCGCUGUGCAAAGCACUCGAGAUACAGAAUGUGAGUAAGCCGAAGGAUGCGGAUAAAGUGGUGCUCACCUCACUGAUGCUUUGCCUGGGCGAGUUUUGCAUGGCUAUUCCGGCUGCUCUCAUGCUGGAACCCUACAACGAUCAAGGUGACACGCUGGUGCUGCAAGUGCUGCGUGUUCUGCUCCAGGUAGCGUCCGGUGCGCCGCGUCACGAACGUGUGAAGCUAACGUCGGACGAUGAUUUUGACAUGCACAUUGCUAGUGAUGAUCUGCAGGGCGAUGGACGUCUGCCCGAAGCGAGUUAUCAGACAUCCGAGACUAUACAAGCCUGCAUCUCGGCCAUUCGAUUGUGCGCCAAGGCGGUGGCCAUGCAUUUGGUCACGCAUCUCGGACACUUUCCGAUGGGAAUUGGCGCCUCACGCUUGAGUUCGAUGGUCGAGGAGCAGGAUGACAUCUACGGAGGCACCGGCAGCAUUGGCGGCACUCAGCUGGAGCGACGCGACUCUGUAGAGCUGCCCUCGGUGGUGAACGCACAGAAUCUGCAGCUGUUCAUGCUUAACUCUGGUCUGGUGGCCAGUUUCAUUGAGCUGCCCACGUUGAAGCUGCCGGGCGGUGGCAUCACAGCGGGCUUGGUCACCGCCGAGAAGCAGGUUCGGGUGUUGAUGCGUGAUCUCAAUGGCAAGGCCUGUUGGGAUGCUUCGAUACUCUACUCGGAACCGCGCAAGUGUGACGCUCAAGUGCCGACGCCAGCUCAUGCGCAAUUCAGCUCAGAACGCUACGAUGGACCCUCAAGGCAUGCGAAGCAGUGUCAGCCCAUGGAUUCAAUGGUCGGGCAGGAGUUGCAGCUGCCACGGCAUACGCUGCGACAUCGGCCAGCGGGUGUGUUGCCACUGGCCAAGGAUGUGGCGCCAGAUCUGGAUCAGUUGGAUGAUAUGCUCGCCUACAUUGGCCACACGAGUCCCGAGUGUGUGCCGCCCACGGUCUCGGAACUGAAUGCACCCAGUUGCAGUCCGCUGAGCAGUUCACAGGAGGCACAGGCUAUCUCGGUGAUACUCAAUCAACGUGUGCUGGAACAGGAAUUUGUGACACACUCUGCACAGCAGUCUGCGGUCUCCGCCUCGACUUUGCGACACGCUGGCUCCAAUUCAUCGCUGCUGCAGCCAGAUCAACGUUCGCUGCACAGCGCCACAGCCUCGUUUGAUUCGUUUACGGGCGCUGGCAGUUUGCCCAAUCGCGUGGAAACUCCCUUCCAGUAUUGCCGGUUGCUCUUCGCCCACUUGGGUCUGGCUGGCUGGGAGCGUCGCUCGCGUACUCAUCUGCUGCAGCGCAGCGAGAAGUUGCUGCGGGAGCUGCGCAAUGUGGAUCUGCAAAAGUGUCGUGAAACGCACAAGAUGGCUGUCAUCUAUGUGGCCGCCGGGCAGGAGGACAAGACGAGCAUACUGCGCAACACCAGCGGUAGCAGCAUGUACGAAAUGUUUGUGUCCGCUCUCGGCUGGGAGAUUGAGCUGGAGACACACAAUGGCUUUCUGGGCGGACUGCCGCGUCAGGGUUGUGGUGCAACGGCGCCGUACUAUGCCACGCCCUUCCUGGAGGUGGUGUAUCAUGUGGCCACGCGCAUGCCAUCGGAUUCGUCGGAAGCCAUGCUGCUGAAAACGCGGCAUUUGGGCAACGAUGAGGUGCACAUUGUGUGGAGUGAACAUCAUCGCGACUACAGACGUGACAUUCUGCCCACGGAGUUUUGCGAUGUGCUCAUUGUGGUGUAUCCCCUGAGGAACGGGCUGUUCCGUGUGACGGUGAAUCGCAAGCCGGAGGUGCCGUGGUUUGGGCCGCUUGCCAACGAGAGCGUUGUGAGUGGCGCCUGCCUGGCCACGCUGAUUCGUGCCACGGCCAUCAAUGCGAGUCGCACCAAACGCGCCGCUCUGCCGCUCUACCAGCAAUUCUAUGAGGAGCGCAAUCGCUCGCUGGACAGCGUCUCGUCGCGCUACAAGGAGAGCACCACAUUCGAGGACUUUGCCAGUCGCAUUUACAAUCCAAUGCCACUGUCCACUCUGGGUACACUGCGCGAAUCGAAUGCCAGCAGUGCCGGUGCACCGCUUGCUGCCGCAUUGAUCGAUCACAAUCGUGCCUCUGUCAAGGGUUGGGUACAAGCAUCCAUUGAUUCGACACCAACGCUUGGCAUUGUGCCAUCUGCCUCCGCUGGCUCAACUGCGGCCAUGGAGGCGGCCACAAACAGUGGCAUUGCAUCGGCGUCGCCACGUGGUCCACGUAAGUUGGGAGCGCCCUUCAAGAGCGUGACCAAGAAGCACUCCUUGCAACAGAUUGUUGUUGGCGGCAGCUCUGGCGGCAGUGCUGGAGGUGAUACACCCCCAGAGAGUCCUACGUUGCCGCUGCGACGAAUCAAAUAGACUUUUGGCACACACGAAUUGGCGGCCAUGGUUACUAUUACUAUUACAAUAGCAAGAACUAUAACUAUUCCUACAAUUCCCCCCACUCUAACUAUACUCAUUCCCCGAUACAAGAAACCCAGAGCCAGGCUGAUUCUCGAGUACCAAACUGGUUUCCCCAAAAAACUAUAAAAAGGGGUUGCCUGGUUGGUGAGAGCAACGAUGCAGAGUUCUAUUGAAAAUGAAUAGUAUUGCAAACAAAAAAAAAAUCACUAAAACCGUUUCCUUUUAUGUUUAUUAUUGUAAUUUAUUUCAAUCAAUUUAUCGAUGCUAAUUUAGUCUAACUAUUACUCACUGUAAUUAACUAUUUAUUUGCCACACAAUUCCACAAUUUCCAACUGCGAAUUGUAGUAUGUAUUUAUUAAUCAGUUUGUUCGAUUUCAAAUGCGAUUCCAUGUUACGUCCACUAAUUUCUAAUUAAUCCAUUUCAAUUAAUCAUUAUUAAUGAUUUUAAAUAUUAACCUAAUUUACGCGCUUCUAUAUUGAGCUCUUUAAUAAGCUAAUCUAUCAAUUGAUUGCAAUUUAUGAUUAUCCUUAUUUGUUGUAAUUCUGUGUAAUCAUCACUAACGAUAGUUUUAUCAUUUUAAAUGGUGACGCUCAGAGUCCGAAGGAUUACUGUGUUGUCUUGAUCCUACAUUUUCUAUAUAUUUUAAUGUUUUACGCUUCGAGAUGCAAAUUCAAGGAAUUCGUUAAGUGUUAAGCACAAAGCAACAAAAUCAAAAACACAAUUACAAUCGAAAUUUAUUUACACAUUUGAGAUGGCUCUAUAACUCUGCCUAUUAAGCAAAAACAGUUACUGGUUAGUAUUAUGUAUUCGAGCUCUAUAUGUAUAGACAAUCUAGUUGAUAAGUAUGCGAAGAAGUAUAAGAAUCUAUCGAUCGAUCUAUUUACCAACAUUGUUCAAACAAUCGGGUUUUAAUUGUAAUACACGUAUAUAUAUACAUAUGUAUGUAAAGCAGAAAAGAAAUUGUUAACUCAUUUAAUACGAAAGCGAGCACAUUUCUAAUUGUUCGACCAAUAAUUUCAAACAAAUUGAUCAAAUGUAUAUUUAUAUACGUUAAUUUUGUAUUUAUUUAUAUUGUAUUUAGUAAAGGGGCAAGUGAGAUAUAUAAACAAAACAAAAAAAAAUAAGGAAAGAUGUUUAAUUGCAAUGCGUUUUUGUUGCACAAAUGUUUUAUGAAAUUUUUAGUCUAAUUAACACAAUAUUAAUAUUUAGCAAUUACCUAUGUGUGUAAGUUUUUUUGUAUAAACAACCAAGUAAAACAAAACAAAAAACAAUAAAUAAAUCCUAACUUUUAAGCUAAUAUGCAAAACGACAAAUUUUUGUAACUAACACCAAGUACACACCACGCAUUAUACAACUCUUAUACUUACUAAUUUAUUUAAGAAACAAUCGAGUAUUUUUCAUAAAAUAAAUGCAAUUCAAUUCA
Messenger RNA from Drosophila sulfurigaster albostrigata, 7572 nucleotides. RefSeq names its product probable Rho GTPase-activating protein CG5521. Gene Ontology annotation, biological process: regulation of small GTPase mediated signal transduction; positive regulation of GTPase activity. The record is from RefSeq and is a predicted model, not a curated record. Lineage: Eukaryota; Metazoa; Arthropoda; Insecta; Diptera; Drosophilidae. Gene Ontology annotation, cellular component: cytoplasm; nucleus. Gene Ontology annotation, molecular function: GTPase activator activity.